Phalacrocorax carbo (great cormorant) is the source of this 1941-nucleotide messenger RNA. The record is from RefSeq and is a predicted model, not a curated record. NCBI's taxonomy places the organism in Eukaryota, Metazoa, Chordata, Aves, Suliformes, Phalacrocoracidae.
GCGCGCUUCCGCUCCCUCGGCGGCCGCCACGGUGUCUUGUCCCUCGGCGGCCGCCGUAUCGGGCACUCCUCCUGUCGCUGUGGGCCCGGUGCUGUGGCGGGCGGCGCGCGCUUUUCAACCGCCAUGAGCCUGUGGGUGGACAAGUACCGUCCCGGGUCCCUGGGCAGGCUGGACUACCACCGCGAGCAGGCGGCGCAGCUCCGCAACCUGGUUCAGUGUGGUGACUUCCCUCAUCUGUUGGUGUAUGGACCAUCAGGAGCUGGAAAAAAGACAAGAAUAAUGUGUUUGUUAAGGGAAUUGUACGGUGCAGGUGUAGAAAAACUGAGGAUUGAGCAUCAGAGUAUAACGGCACCUUCUAAAAAGAAAAUUGAAAUUAGCACCAUUGCAAGUAAUUACCACCUUGAAGUUAACCCAAGUGAUGCAGGAAACAAUGACCGUGUAGUAAUUCAGGAACUCUUGAAGACAGUAGCACAAUCCCAACAGCUUGAGACAAGUACUCAGCGAGAUUUUAAAGUGGUGCUGCUAACAGAAGUCGACAAACUCACUAAAGAUGCUCAGCAUGCUUUGCGAAGAACAAUGGAGAAGUAUAUGGCGACCUGCAGGUUGAUCCUGUGCUGUAAUUCCAUGUCAAAAAUCAUAGGACCUAUUCAAAGCAGAUGCCUGGCUGUGCGAGUGCCUGCUCCCAGCAUUGAAGAUAUCUGCCAGGUCUUGUCCAGUGUGUGUAAGAAAGAAGGCCUGAUUCUUCCUCAGGAGCUGGCUCAAAGGCUUGCAGAGAAAUCUGGCAGGAAUCUUCGGAAAGCACUCCUGAUGUGUGAGUCCUGCAGGGUACAACAGUAUCCUUUUACCGCUGAUCAAGACAUUCCUGAGAUGGACUGGGAAGUUUAUUUGAAAGAAACUGCAAAUGCUAUUGUCAGUCAACAGACACCACAAAGGCUUUUAGAGGUCCGUGGACGGCUUUAUGAACUCCUGACACACUGCAUUCCUCCUGAGAUUAUAAUGAAGGGCCUCCUGACAGAACUUCUGAAUAACUGUGAUGGACAACUGAAAGGAGAAGUUGCACAGAUGGCGGCCUUCUAUGAACACCGCCUACAACUGGGCAGCAAAGCCAUUUAUCAUCUGGAAGCAUUUGUAGCAAAGUUUAUGGCAAUUUACAAGAAGUUUAUGGAGGAUGGACUAGAUGACAUGAUGUUCUAACUCUGAUGCUUGAAGUUGUACAGCAGAUGUUGUGUCAUGAUGCCAGUAAUGUUGCAAAUGUCUACUUGUCCAUGCCUCAUUGCAUGUGGGUUUAGUUCAGAGUCAAAUAUUCUAUUUUGCUAUUAACAUAAAACGCAGUGAACUAAUGUUUAGUUCCGUAUAAAAUACAUUAGCCUUUCAGAAAGACAAGUUGCCUUGGAAAAUAUAUAAGAUCGUAGUUGCUUUGCAGUAUUUGUAAGCUGACAUUAAGAAGGGAGAACAUGGAUGCCGCAUGCUUGCUUUUUGAUUGUUCAUGGGCAAGGCUGUAAGCAAAAGACGUUCUUUCCAUGUUGUGGUAAGUUCCAGUUUGAGCAUGUAUGUUCUGCCUACUGAUUUAUAUACCUCGCUGUUUGUCUGGCUUCUUUUAGCCACACUGUUUUCUGUGGUGUGCUGACACAGGAUGUUUUCUGACCCUUGUUUGUAAGCAGUUGCAUUGAAAUUGUGGAUGAGCAAUACUUCUGUGGUGCUUGUACAUCAGUUUGACAACAUGGAACACUUUGUUUAGAAGGAAUAUACCUAUAAAAAGCAAGGUCACUUGCUGGCUCUCACUUCCAACAUACAUAAUGCUGUUCAGGUAAAGAUCAUUCCUUUGGCUGUGGUUUAAUCAAGGGUAGGGUUUCAACUUUUAACAAAUAUUCUUCCACCUCUUAAAACAGUAUGUGACAUCUUUAAAAUGGCAAAAUAAAUUGUAAAAAUAUGAACAACAAA